Molecule: messenger RNA, 2611 nt
Organism: Schistosoma bovis
Lineage: Eukaryota; Metazoa; Platyhelminthes; Trematoda; Strigeidida; Schistosomatidae
Source: the annotation of a GenBank genome assembly
GUAUGAGUAGGUCUGCCGGAAACGUUCGUGAACCACAUGAUGAUAUAUUAGUCAUCGAUAGUGAUGCUGACAUCAAGGAUUAUAUUCAUUCAUCUUGUGGUAGUGACGAAGAGGAGGGGUUCGAUCCAAAUAUAACUUCUACUGAAUUGAAACAAUAUAAACCUGACUAUCCAGUUGAAACAUGUGAUGGUUCUCCAGGACGAAUUCGUCAGAGGGUGGUGAAGGAAAAGGAAGUGAAUGAUAGGUUUAGUUUGAACACGUGUCCUGCUGAAAUAAAGCAAAGAAAAUAUAAUGAUUCUACCAAAGUGUGUAAUAAUUCUGAGGAACAGUUUUGUCACAGAACAGGGAAAAAGGAAGAUACAGGUACUUCCGAACUGGAUUCAAAUGGAAAUCUUCAAUUCAAAUCUUUAAUUCUUGGAUAUCACACAUCAUUUACAAACAUAUAUGCAAAUUAUAAUUGUUACCAUUUAUGUUUAAUACUAGCCUUAAUUCUAAGACUUUUGCUAGUUAUUUUCUCUGUAUGGCAGGAUACAGUUCGUUGGCCGGAUGGCCAACUACGAUUCACGGAUGUGGAUUACGAUGUGUUUUCUGAUGCUGCUCAAGCUUUUGUCGCUGGGGAAAAUAUUUAUAUUGAGCGUCCCACUUAUAGAUAUUCACCACUUAUUGCUGUUGUUCUCGCUCCUGGUUACUGGUUAUUUUCUGACGGUAAAUAUUCAGACACUGAUAGAAAAGAAGUGAAUAUUAGUUCAGAUUUUGUUGACUUAUCAGUAGAACCACAGUUCCGAUCGUCAAAACACAUAACUCCUCCUUCUCUCGCUCGUCUUUGGGGUAAAUUAUUAUUCAUCACGGCUGAUUUAAUCUGUGGUUGCAUACAAUAUAAAAUUAUUCAAGAUAAACAGUUUCUGAACAGUUUACCAAAUCCAAAUACUGUCAAUCGAAAUAAAAAAAUUCGACGAAGUUCCAUUUCGUUCAAUACAGAUCAAUUAGCAUUAUAUCUUGUUAGUUUCAGUUGGUUAUUCAAUCCUGUUACAUCAGUAGUCUCUGCUCGUGGUAAUGCAGAUGGAUUACAAAGUUGUGUUGUUUUAGCAUGCCUAUGUUGUAUUCUAAACCGUCGGAUCAUUCCAGCUGGAUUUUUAUAUGGGUUAUCUAUUCAUUUACGUAUAUUUCCAAUCAUUUAUGCACCAUCUAUCUAUUUAUGGCUGAUAAUGACUGAUAAUAGUCAUAACAAGGAUAAUCAAAAGAAAAAUGAAGCAUCGACACAACAAUCUCAAAGUGUGUUUUCAAUUUUGUUCAAAUUACCAAACCGAAAUCAUUAUCUUUUUGGUAUCAGCUGUUUACUUAGUUUGACGAUAUUGACGGGAUUAUGUUAUUUAUAUUUCGGUGGAAUGUUGUUUCUGCAACAAGCCUAUUUCUAUCACUUUACUCGGUCAGAUUUUAAACAUAAUUUUGCUCCGCACUUUUUAAGUGUUUAUUUACUCUCCGGAAAGAAAUGGAUAGCUGAAAAACAAACAUUGCCUAUAUAUGAUUUACGUCAGUGGUUGAAUAAUGCGUGGAAUGAUUUAUCUACUUUAAUAGCUUACUGGGGUGAUAUUAAUAGUGGUGGAUAUUCUUACUCAAUAUGGAAUUUAUUGUUAAAAAAUCUUAGUACACCUGUGGUUUUGGAGCGUUUAUUUAAUGUAACUUCAAUUAUACCGUGUAUAAUCCUAAUUCCAUGCUUGUCUUUUAAACUGUAUUCCAACAUAGGUCUGUGCUGGUUCGCGCUUACCUACAUGUUUGUCACAUUUAAUAGGGUAUGCACGGCUCAGUAUUUUCUAUGGAGCAUAUGCCUUCUUCCAGUUGCUUUGGCUGAUAUACGUCUACCUUCAAGUAUUACACCAUAUCGUGCUAUAGUACAAAAUUUAAUGUUAUGGUUUGGAUCUCAAGGUAUAUGGCUUGCUUCUGCUUAUGCACUAGAAAUGUGUACAUUACAAAAACCAUUUCUAAAUCAUAUCAUUUGGAUAAUUGUUUGGAUAGCAUCUUUAAAAUUUUUUGCCUGUAAUAUUUUCAUUUUGUCUCGUUUAAUCAGUUGGCGUAAUAGAUCUUUAUCAAACAAUCAUCAAGAAAUUUCAUCAUCAGAAGUUAUUAAUUAUAAAACUACCGUUUCUCCUAUUAUUGAUUCUACUAUUACUGUAACAACCAAUACUACUACUACAACUUAUCAGACAUAUCGCAUAUCUAACAAAAAAAUUUUAUGAUAAAAUGAUUGGAUUGUUUGUUUAUUUGUUUUUCUUUAUUUCAACAUGAACAAUCCAUUUAACUUUGUUUAUUGUUGAUCAUAUUGAUAAUUGAUUCAAAGAAUUUAUUUUUGUUUAUUUAUUUGUUUAUUUACAUUCUUCAUUGAAAGAGCAUCGGUGAAAUAACUAAAAUCUAUUUUAUUAUUUAAUAAAUAAUUGAAUUUUUCUUUUCCUCUACUAAAUUUCGUUUUUUUUUUGUAUAAACAUUAAUUUUCUUUUGAUUUCAUUUUAUAUCUUUAUGUGUUGUUGAUAAAUUGAACAUAAAGAGAAAAUUCUCUUUGCGUAUGUUGUACAUGUAAUUGAACUGUUCAAUAUCAUUUUUAAUGUAUCUAAUUUUU